AUGAUUAUAGAUAGUGAAAAUUGUGCCAAUGUUAUAAGCACUGUAGCAGUGGAGAAGUUAGGUUUAACCACAAUCAAAUAUCCAAAACCAUAUAGGCUUGAAUGGCUUAAUGACAGUGGAAAGAUCAAGGUAAAUAAGCAAGUCAAGGUAAAGUUUAGUAUUGAUAAUUAUGUGCAUGUUGUUUCGUAUGAUGUUGCACCUAUGCAUACAGAACAUAUUCUGUUGGGGAGACCAUGGCAAUUUGACAAAAAUACCAUACAUUAUGGUCAAGAAAACUCCAUUGUGGUCCGAUUCAAAGGCAAAAAGAUCAAGCUCAAGCCAUUAACACCAAGGAAGGUUUUUAGGGAUCAAAUGCAAAUGCAACAAAGGAAGGAAGCUGAACGGCAGAAGGGGAAGGCCAUUAUGCCACUCACAACUUCAACAAGCAUACAAGAUCGCAAAGUUAAGCCUAACCAUUCAAGUAAGUCUUCUAAACCUGAGAGUGAAAAGACAGAGAAAGAGAAGAAAAAGAUAAACUUUUAUCUUAGCCAAGGUGAGAUUAAAAGGGAAUUUUUAAAUAAAAAACCUAUGCUUAUCAUGUUGUCUAAAGAUGCUUAUUUAAAUCAUCUAGCCAAUCUUGAAGAGCCUGUAUUUCCAAGCUUUGUUUCUUCUCUUUUGCAAGAGUUCAAUGAUAUCUUUCCGGAGGAGAUUCCUGGUGGUUUAUCACCUAUAGACUUCAUCUCAGGAGCUGCAAUUCCUAAUAGACCUGCCACAUAG
Molecule: messenger RNA, 756 nt
Organism: Ziziphus jujuba (common jujube)
Lineage: Eukaryota; Viridiplantae; Streptophyta; Magnoliopsida; Rosales; Rhamnaceae
Exons: 1
Coding region: 1-756 (251 amino acids)
Source: RefSeq, a predicted model, not a curated record